This is a messenger RNA of Triticum dicoccoides, 1604 nucleotides long. Its product is annotated as sphinganine C4-monooxygenase 1-like. The transcript has 2 exons. The record is from RefSeq and is a predicted model, not a curated record. Gene Ontology annotation, molecular function: oxidoreductase activity; iron ion binding. Gene Ontology annotation, biological process: lipid biosynthetic process. Lineage: Eukaryota; Viridiplantae; Streptophyta; Magnoliopsida; Poales; Poaceae. The coding region runs from base 346 to 1137 and encodes 263 amino acids.
UCUCCUCCCCCCUCCCUCCCUGUCGUCGCACGGACCGACGGCGACGGCCGGGCCCCGCCCGCCGGGCCACCGCCCACCGCGCCUAUAUUCCAGCCUCCACCCGCCUCCCCCAGCGCAGCCGCCAGCCUCCGCUGAAAAGUCCUCCAACCCCAGAGCCCCCCCUCUCCCUGCCCGUCGGAGAGAUCCGGGCCGCCUGCCCCCAAUCCCGCCGCCCCCCGCCCCCGAAUCCGCGCGCCGUCCACGGGCGUCGGGCGGAAGAAGCCUCGCGCCCGCGCGCGCGCAUUUCCUCCGUCGCCUCGUCUCGCCUCGCCGGGGAUUCGGGAGGGGGCGAGGGAGGGAGGCGGGAUGCCGAUUGGGGUGUCGGACGAGCUGCUCGGCACCUUCGUGCCGAUCGCCGUCUACUGGCUCUACUCGGGGCUCUACGUCGCGCUGGACGGCGUGGAGCGCCUCGACGCCUACCGCCUGCACCCCAGGGGCGAGGAGGCCGCCCGGAACGUCGUCUCCAGGGGUGCCGUCGUCAGGGGCGUCCUCGUCCAGCAGGCCUUCCAGGUCGUCGUCGCGCUCACGCUCUUCGCGGUUAUCGGCGAUGAGAGUGGUAUUGCACCGAAGCAGCCUUCUGCUGUGGUGAUAGUGCUGCAAUUUAUCAUCGCCAUGUUUGUCAUGGACACAUGGCAGUACUUCAUGCACAGAUACAUGCACAUCAACAAGUUUCUGUAUAAGCACAUCCAUUCCAAGCACCACACUCUUGUAGUCCCUUAUUCCUUUGGGGCUCUUUACAACCACCCUCUCGAGGGCCUUAUUCUGGACACUAUCGGCGGUGCUCUCUCCUUCCUCCUCUCUGGUAUGACACCACGAACAUCCAUAUUCUUUUUCUCUUUUGCGACCAUCAAGACGGUGGAUGACCACUGCGGGCUGUGGCUUCCCGGUAACAUCCUCCAUGCGUUGUUCAACAACAACACUGCUUACCAUGAUAUCCACCACCAGCUCUAUGGCAAUAAAUACAACUUUUCGCAACCUUUCUUCGUCCUUUGGGAUAAGAUUUUGGGGACAUACAUGCCCUACUCUCUCGAGAACCGGAAAGGGGGUGGGUUCGAGUCCCGGCCAGUUAAGUCAGUAGAGCAGACCAAGGCUGAUUAAUACGUGCAUAUUAUCUGAUUCUCGUUCUGCUUAGAUCCGAUACACACUGUCCUAUCACGCCGCCUGAUUCUCUAACUAUGAAAAUGCUGUAGAAGUCUUAUGUCCUGGUUCAUAUAGUGAGGGUUUUUCGUGUUUUCUGACACUUCUUUCUUUUGAUUUGGUUUGGGAGUCCCAUCUUGUAUCAAGGUAAGGUAUAGCGGGUAAAAUCUUGUAUUGUACGAAAGAAUACUCGGCAUCCACUUGGAUUUGUCUCCUCUGGAUCGGUCUGUACUUCCAUCCACAUGGUGAUGUUAACAAAGAAGGAUGAUAUUAACACUACACGCAGUAUGCAGCAUCGUGUUGUCCUGCUCAUUUCGUUGUCUUCUUUUUCAUUUGUGUGUUGUGUUGGAUGAAUGUUGGACAUAUAAGCCUUCUUUCUGCUGUGUAUAAUAACCUGCGGAGAUGAUCCACCAGUGAGCUUUAUUGAA